Molecule: messenger RNA, 418 nt
Organism: Mycetomoellerius zeteki
Lineage: Eukaryota; Metazoa; Arthropoda; Insecta; Hymenoptera; Formicidae
Exons: 1
Source: RefSeq, a predicted model, not a curated record
AUGGCACAAAAAUGGGUGUUCGCGGAGUGGCGCGCCCGCUUGGAGAAAGCAGAGCACGGGGCCUGGACCGUCGGGGCCGUCAGGCCGUGCCUCGAGGAGUGGGCUGGUAGAAGGUGGGGCGAACUCACCUACCAGCUCACGCAGGUGCUCACCGGAUGUUUCGGUGAGUACCUGCACCGUAUAGGGAAGGAGCGCAGCCCACACUGCCACCAUUGUGACGCGGACGAGGACACCGCGCAGCAUACCAUUGCGGAGUGCUCCGCGUGGGAUGCGGAGCGCGAUGUCCUCGUCCAACAGGUAGGAGGAGAUCUCUCUCUGCCGGCACUCAUUCGCGAGAUGUUGCGGAGAGAGGCCUCCUGGAAGGCGGCCUCCGGCUUCUGCGAGCGCGUGAUGCUGCAGAAGGAGGAGGCCGAAUGGG